AUGAACGGCGCUGCUGGAAGGAGCCGCCGGGUCUCUAAACGGCAAGUACUUAGUCUUUUGUUUGUGUUUGGCGUUUCCGACUGGGCUUCCGCCGCAAUUCGCUAUGCGAUACCAGAGGAAACGCAGAAAGGCUCCGCAGUGGGGAAUGUGGUAGCGGACCUAGGGUUGGAUAUCAAGCGGCUGUCGGAUCGCAGGCUCCGGGUGGUGUCUGGAAGCAGCAGGAAGUACUUUGGGGCAGAUCUGGAGAGCGGGCUGCUGUUUGUGAAGGAGCGGAUAGACCGAGAGGAGCUCUGCGGGGCUGUCUCUCCAUGCACCUUGAGCUUUGAGGUUGUGGUGGAGAACCCGCUGGAGUUAUUCAGCGGCGCUGUGGAGAUCCAGGACAUCAAUGACAACGACCCAGCUUUCCCCAGCAGCCAGAUGAGACUGGAAAUCAGUGAGUCGGUGGCGCCUGGAGCGCGCUUCCCGCUAGAGAGCGCGCAGGACCCUGACGUGGGGAUUAACUCUUUGCAGACUUACUGGCUCAGCGCCAACCAGCAUUUUGUGCUCAACGUGCAGACACGAGGGGAUGGUAGCAAAUAUGCAGAGCUGGUGCUGGAGAAAGAGUUAGACAGGGAGGAGCAAAAGGAGCUGCAGCUAGUCCUUACAGCCCUGGAUGGGGGCAGCCCGCCCAGAUCCUCCAGUGUGAACAUACAGAUUGAUGUCCUGGACGCCAACGAUAACGCUCCGGUCUUUAACCAGUCCACCUACAAAGCGAGUGUAAGGGAAAACACCCCCAGGGACACUCUGGUUGUCCAAACCAACGCUUAUGACUUGGAUGAGGGGCCCAAUGGGGACAUCGUUUUCUCCUUCAGUAGUCACACGCCUGCCAAGGUGCGAGAACUCUUUGCGCUGGACUCUGCUACUGGAGAAGUGAGAGUCAAAGGGCAGCUGGAUUACGAGGAAGUGAAAUUCUAUGAGAUUUACAUACAAGCUAAAGAUAAGGGUCCUUAUCCGGAAGUAGCUCAUUGCAAACUGUUGGUGGAAGUCAUUGAUGUAAAUGACAAUGCUCCGCAGAUCCAAGUGACCUCAUUGUACAGCCCUGUGCCCGAAGACGCAGUUCCCGGGACAGUGAUAGCUUUGCUGAGCGUAACUGACCUGGACUCCGGAGACAACGGGCUGGUAAACUGCUUCCUGUCCCAUGGAAUCGCCUUCACGCUCAGUUCCUCCCUUAAAAAUUACUAUACGUUGAAAACCAAAGCAGCCUUGGACCGGGAGCAGGAAUCUGAGUAUAAUAUCACCGUCAUAGCCAAGGACUCGGGCUCGCCCUCCCUGUCUGCGGAGAAACAGAUAUUGGUGGAAGUAUCAGAUGUCAAUGACAACGCACCCAGCUCUUCCCAACUCUCGUACGAUGUUUAUGUGGCAGAAAACAACCCCCCUGGUGUUCCAGUAUUUAACGUCAGUGCCUCAGACCCGGACCUAGACCAGAACUCCCGUCUCUCCUACUCUAUCCUGGAGAACGGCCCCUCGAGCCACCCCCUGGGCAGGUAUUUUUCUAUUAAUCGAGAGAAUGGCACCAUUUACCUCCUUGUUUCCCUGGACCACGAGGACCUGCCCGAGUUCAGAAUGACGGUGCGUGUCCAAGAUGGAGGCACCCCGGCCCUUGCCACCAACCUCACAAUCCACGUGUUCGUCACCGACCAGAACGACAACGCGCCCACGGUCCUGUACCCGCGUCCAAACGGCGGGUCUUCCUACCCGGAGAGGAUCUCGCCUGCAGUCAGCGCCGGUCACAUGGUCACCAAGGUCAUAGCCUGGGAUGCGGAUGCGGGAUACAAUGCUUGGCUCUCUUACAUCCUCCUUUCGGCCACCGACGCCAGCCUCUUCUCUGUGGAGCUGCGCAGCGGGGAGAUCCGCACCGCCCGCCAGCCGCUGGAGGACGACGCUCCUAUGCAAACCUUGGUCAUCUUAGUAAAAGACAACGGGGAGCCCGCGCUGUCUUCCAGCGUGACCGUCACCGUGACUGUGGUGGAAAGGGUAAAGGAGGCCCUGCCCGAUGCCACCAAACUGGCCACGGCGCGUGACAAAAAGAACCAUUUAACUUUCUAUCUAACCCUGGCUGUGAUCUUGGUCUCCGUGACCUUCUUUGUCACCGUGAUAGCAACGGGCAUCUAUAAGUUUUACAAAUGGAGGCAAUCCAGGGACAUUUGCAGCAGCUCCAGGAGCUCUCUGUACAGAACGCCGGGGCCUUCCAACCACGUGGAUGCUGUCCGGAGCGGGUUCACGCCCCCGAGUUUCUACCAGCAGAUGUAUCUCACCACGAACUCCCACCACAGCGACUUUCUGGGGAAAAAGCCCUUGACCUCCAGCCCCCUUGGGAGCUGCCAGAACACACUGAACAGCUGUGAGCCGGGACUGUACCACCAGGUGUUAGGCGCACAGGGCAGGCUUUCUGCACCCUGCCAGGUAACGUAG
Molecule: messenger RNA, 2451 nt
Organism: Gavialis gangeticus (Gharial)
Lineage: Eukaryota; Metazoa; Chordata; Crocodylia; Gavialidae
Product: protocadherin gamma-C3-like
Exons: 1
Coding region: 1-2451 (816 amino acids)
Biological process (GO): homophilic cell-cell adhesion
Cellular component (GO): plasma membrane
Molecular function (GO): calcium ion binding
Source: RefSeq, a predicted model, not a curated record